Corticium candelabrum is the source of this 2327-nucleotide messenger RNA. RefSeq lists its product as uncharacterized. The coding region runs from base 377 to 1969 and encodes 530 amino acids. The transcript is spliced from 14 exons. The record is from RefSeq and is a predicted model, not a curated record. NCBI's taxonomy places the organism in Eukaryota, Metazoa, Porifera, Homoscleromorpha, Homosclerophorida, Plakinidae.
GUGCACAUACAUACACGGUCUGCUCUAGAUAUAGCAGUAGAGAUAAUGUCCCCAGUAUGACGCAAUUCACGUGAUACGUCUAGCGCGAACAGCGACUUGGCAAGCUCUUGAUCCGUCGAGUACGUCUAAUGGCAACAUAGCUCUAGAUGCUACAGCAGGAAUUCUAGCUAAGAUUGUUGAAAUACAUAUGCACUUUGCAAGAUAACUAGAGUUUUAGAUUUAGUUGGUGGUGCCAUUCUGGCCGCCAUCCAGCCAAUCACGAGAGCUAUCUAUCACGAGAUUCACGCCAACGCAAUGCAUCACAUUCCAGUACCACUCUCGCUGAGGAUCGGAUACCUACGAUACAAAGUCUCUUGUCCACAAGACUGCGGCAGCAAUGUCGAUAUUCGUACGGAGCCACAGGCUCGUACGUUUGAUGUUGGCGUUUCUUCUACUGAUUGCGCUCUGUCUUCUCGUGUUGACCUCCAUAUAUGAAAUUGCGAGCGACGAUGGCAACACUCAAUCUGCAACCGAAAUUUCUGAAUCGAUAUGGUAUGGAUGCAAAGAAUUCAUAGGAAUGGAAGCAUUUUAUGAGAAUGAUGAAGAUGCAAACCUGCCACCUUUGGCCUGCAAAGAGGAUGCACUUUCACGUUUAGUGCAAGUUCUAACUCAUAUAAAAAUAAACAAGACCACAAAGUCGAUCAAUGACACCAUGGAAGGAAGAAAUAGUACCAGAAUAACUUGGAUCAUAGUUUCCUUCAGUGUAAUAUCCGUAAGUGCCACAAGCCACUGCAAAGUCUAUAGGACAUUUCGUUCCGUACUCAACAAGCUGGUUCAUUUACUCGCAAAAGUAUUUCUUCAAGAACAGAAAUUUGUAGUGCCCUGUCACCUGACGACAGCAGUAACUGAAGAUUACUUUCAAUGUCCAGCAAUUCAAGAUACUAAUUGGCUACAGUCGCCAGACUUUGUCAUAAUCUAUGCCAUCAUCUGUCAGCAAGAGCUAAAACUUGAUUCUGAUGAUUAUAUCUGGAAUAAGCUAACAUCGUCCAGCCAUAAUUUGUUUGAAUCAGACGACACUCGCUCUCAGACGUGUGAUGUGUGCUGUCAGCCAACCCAGCUGCAGUGUAUAUCCGUGCGUGCUUGUGGGAAAGAUGGCUCUCUGCCUCAACUUCCAAUGAAUCCUCCGAGUGAUGGAGGAACUCAUUCGGACAAUGCUAAUGAUGCACAACUGGGUCCAUCAGUUCUUCAAAUGAAAGGAACGACAAUACCAGAUGACCAACCAAGUAACGGCAACCUUGUGAAUACCAGUAGUGAUAAUUGUUGCCAUCGUGAUGGAACACGAAUAGAAAAAUGUGUGGACUACAAAGAAAGGUGUGAUGCUGCAAGAGAAACUAUCACAACUGAUGCAAGUUCUGUAGCAUGUUUACCUCAAGAUGACAAACACUUUGUUCACCUGGCACUCUUUGGCGUAUUGUUUCAACAAGACGUCGGAAGCCGACAAACCCUAAAACUUGAGUUGCAUAUGCUGGAGUCAAUCGACACCCUCAAAAAGCUCAUAGAUAUCUACAAAAAAUCAGACCCUUCAUCCAAACUUAUAGCUGGACCUUCAAAUGCCAUUGGUAUCAAUCGUUCUAGCAACAUGAAACUUGAAGUUGUGAACAAGGAUUUUUGGAUUGUAAAGAAUACACCUGAAGAGCUGCAAACACCACUCAACAACAUCUGGGCUGCAAAACACUUCUUCAAAUUUCCUAAUUCAAUGUUUCUGGAAUAUGUUGGCACAGCUCAAUAUCGCCCAGAGAUUGUCAUCGCUGUUAACUACUCUGGUAACACAGAAACGCUAACUGGCCAUCCAUCUAUGCAGCCACAGCAAACUUCAAGUACUGCCAUCGGUACUACUGUCAGUGGACUAAACUUUGAGAUCAGUGGAGCAAACAAUGUGUUUGCUGGACAGAAUGUGAAUGUCCACAAUCACUUUUGGCAAGAAACCUAAGUGUAACACUGUCUACAAACCAAAGGGCCAAUUCUCUGUGAAUUGGGUUAUCAUCUAGCUUUCAAUUCAUCUCUUCAAUCUUGAUGUUCCUCAAUGCAAACAUUUGUUGUACAAGUCUGUUGUUUUAGUGUCUGACCUACUUACUACUCUUUUGGCUUUCACAAUCAAACUUUUGUGACCAUCCGUACUCAAUAACUGCUGCUAAAAUUUUGCAAUUUGCGUAAAUGUUAGGUGGAUAGUACCUAUAGUUUUAGAACUUUGCUUCAUUGUAUUUGCAAUUAUUGAAUAAUGUAGGACAUUUUGUUAUAAACACAAAUUCAUAGACUCACUAAAUCUAGUAAUUUGCUAAGCUAUUGGU